Messenger RNA from Letharia columbiana, 963 nucleotides. RefSeq lists its product as uncharacterized. The record is from RefSeq and is a predicted model, not a curated record. NCBI's taxonomy places the organism in Eukaryota, Fungi, Ascomycota, Lecanoromycetes, Lecanorales, Parmeliaceae. Bases 1 to 963 code for a protein of 320 amino acids. The transcript has a single exon.
AUGGCUUCAUCAGUCAUUCCAGAACUCGCCAAGCUUGACAACAUCAAGCAGGACACAGAAUCCGCCUCUCACAAAGUCUUCCAAGAACUCGCGAUCAAGUCAGCGCAACCUCACGCGGACCGUACUUUCUUGACCGACAGAGCUGUGAUCGGCAUGGAGCCCAUGGAAAAUAUGCCACACACCGCUCACCUCCUGAAUUCCGAACAUCUUGCCAUGGCAUUCACGGAGCUCUCUGCGGCUAUGGAUGACCCUUUCGACGUCUUCCCCCUUCCGUCCUACACGUACGACCCCUCGAAGCCAUGCUACCUCUACACCAUACCUCGCGAGCUCCGCGACAUGGUUUACGACGACGUCAUCUCAUCUGGCAAUCUCAAGAUACUUCGAACCUCGAGGAAAUUACACGAAGAAGGCAUCAACUUCCUUUACAAACGUCGCGUCUGUCAUCUCAUCGAGGAUUUCACGAAGUACAGACCCGCAAUCAAUCUCCAGGAGCCUAUUGCUGCCUUGAUUCAGAACGUCGAUAUUGAGAUAGUGAUGGGAUCCUCAAUGAAUGGUCGAUGUUGGGGAGACACCACUGAUCCAAUUCUCAAAUUCAGUGGCUCCACUGUCCUGCGACAGACGUGCCGAGUGGUGUUUCUCUGUACGGAAGACUACCAUCCUUUCAACAUCAAGCCACAUCUUCAGAAGAUCUUGGGCCAGCUCCGUACACUCAACGGAUUUUUACGGGUCAUCUUGGAAAUUCAUUAUAAAGGUCCGAUGCUUGUUGGAGAACAGCAACCCUUACAUUGCCGGCUAAAGGCUAUUUCUAUCUUGAGAGCCGUCAAACACUUGGAAAAGGACUUGGGUCCAAGUACCCGGCGUGAAGACGUUGACCCUACCCGCAAGAACUUGGAAUUUCAUCCGCGUGCCCACCUGGAAGCCAACCAAGGGGGCGUUGUCGCUAACGACCCAGUGCCGCAAUGA